GCGGAGUGUUUAGUUGGCAGCUCGGCGCUGCGUUUGCAAGCACAGUCGCCUCGCUUCCCUCCACUACCACUGGAGUGUCUGGUAUCGGUAUCGACCGCGCCACUUUUACUUCUAUAAGCAAUUGCGCGGAAUUGAGCCCUCUCCAAGGCAAUGGGUAACCGUAAAAAUAUUUUGUACUUAUUUGAUGUCGACGGAACCUUAACUAAGCCUCGGCAACGCAUUUCCGAAGACCUAAAGAACUUUUUACUGAAAGAAGUGAAAUCCCGGGUCAAAGUAGGAUUGGUCAGUGGAUCUGAUUAUAGCAAAAUCGUAGAGCAAAUGGAUGGCGAGGAGACAACAAAUCAGUUCGACCAUGUUUUCUGCGAAAACGGCGUAGUGCAUUAUCAACAGGGACAGUUGAAGAAAACGGAAAGUAUUUUGACUUAUAUUGGAGAGCAGACUCUGCAGAGGGUUAUAAACUUUGCAUUGGGAUAUAUGUCUAAGUUAGAGCUCCCAGCGAAGAGAGGUAACUUUGUGGAGUUCAGAUCAAGCAUGAUCAACAUCUGCCCAGUGGGUCGGUCCUGCAGCCAGACAGAGAGAGAUGAGUUCUCCCAGUUUGACAUGCAGCACAAGAUCAGGGCAAAGUUUGUUGAAAGUUUACAAAAUGAAUUUGAAGGUUCCAAAUUAUCAUUUGCUUUGGGAGGUCAGAUCAGUGUGGAUGUAUUUCCAACAGGAUGGGAUAAAACUUAUUGCCUAAAUCACAUUCCAAAAGAAAGUUUCACUGAGAUACAUUUCUUUGGGGACAAAACCUUGCCGGGGGGAAAUGAUUAUGAAAUAUUUAAUGAUAAGAGGACAAUUGGCCAUGCUGUCACCUCCCCCCAAGAUACCAAAGAACAAUUAAUGAAGUGUCUUAAUAUAGUAUGAGCAACUGUAAAUAAAACAUUUGUAUAUAUUGCUUUAACAAAUUUUAUUUAAUAAUAAAUGUAUAUUGCAAUUUGUUCAUUA
This is a messenger RNA of Papilio xuthus (Asian swallowtail), 984 nucleotides long. The record is from RefSeq and is a predicted model, not a curated record. NCBI's taxonomy places the organism in Eukaryota, Metazoa, Arthropoda, Insecta, Lepidoptera, Papilionidae.